GUGUGUGCGUGAGCUGAGCUUGUGUGUGUGAGAUGGAGCCCGGAGCUGAAGCUGCGUCCGCGGGCGUGCAAGUGCGCGAUGAGCUCUCCGAGAAGUGUCAGAAGUUAUUUCUGGAGUUUUUGGAAGAAUUUCAGGAUAAAACUGGCGACGCUUUAUAUCUUUCCGACGCGCAAGAGUUGAUCAGGCCGGAGAGGAACACACUGACCGUGAGCUUCAGUAACAUCGAGCACUACAACCAGCAGCUCGCCACCACCAUUCAAGAGGAAUAUUACAGGGUUUACCCGUUUCUCUGCAGAGCAGUUCGCCACUUUGCCAGAGAUCAUGGAAAUAUUCCACCAUCCAAAGAGUUUUAUGUGGCUUUUUCAGAAUUUCCAUCUAAGCAGAAGAUCCGUGAGCUGUCCACCGCCCGCAUCGGCACUCUGUUACGCUUCAGCGGUCAGGUGGUGCGAACCCACCCCGUGCAUCCCGAGCUGGUCAGCGGCACCUUUCUGUGUCUGGACUGUCAGUCUGUCAUCAAAGAUGUGGAGCAGCAGUUCAAAUACACACAGCCGACUAUCUGCAAGAACCCAGUGUGUGCCAACCGCCAACGCUUCAUGCUCGACACCAACAAGUCACGCUUUGUUGACUUUCAGAAAGUGCGGAUCCAGGAGACGCAGGCGGAGCUGCCGAGAGGCUCUAUCCCCCGCAGUGUGGAGGUCAUCCUGAGGGCCGAGGCCGUGGAAACGGCACAAGCAGGAGAUCGCUGUGACUUCACCGGCACACUCAUAGUUGUGCCUGAUGUGUCCGCCAUGGCACUCUCUGGCACGCGGGCCGAAACCAGCAGCAGGGUGACGGGGAGGGAGGGCUUUGAGGCUGACGGUGUUCAGGGGCUCAAGGCUUUGGGUGUCAGAGAACUCUCCUACAGACUGGCCUUCCUGGCUAACCAUGUGGCCCCAACUAACCCACGGUUUGGAGGAAAGGAGCUUCGUCAGGAGGAUCAGACAGCUGAGAGCGUGAAGAACCAGAUGACCGUGCAGGAAUGGGAGAAAGUGUUUGAGAUGAGCCAAGACAAGAAUCUCUAUCACAACCUCUGCACAAGUCUCUUCCCAACCAUUCACGGUAAUGAUGAAAUUAAACGUGGGAUUCUGCUGAUGUUGUUCGGUGGUGUUGCAAAGACGACCAUGGAGGGGACGUCUUUACGCGGCGACAUCAACGUGUGUAUAGUUGGAGACCCGAGUACAUCUAAGAGCCAGUUCCUCAAGCACGUGGAGGAUUUUGCCCCCAGAGCGGUGUACACCAGUGGUAAAGCCAGCAGUGCCGCGGGUCUGACUGCCGCUGUGGUCAAAGACGAGGAGUCGCAUGAGUUUGUCAUUGAAGCAGGAGCCCUCAUGUUGGCCGAUAAUGGGGUUUGUUGUAUCGAUGAAUUUGAUAAGAUGGACCUUAAGGACCAGGUGGCCAUCCAUGAAGCCAUGGAGCAGCAGACCAUCUCCAUCACAAAGGCGGGCGUUAAGGCCACUCUGAAUGCUCGCACCUCCAUCCUGGCGGCUGCCAACCCCAUAGACGGCAGAUAUAACCGCGCCAAGUCUCUGAAACAGAAUGUCAACAUGUCUGCACCCAUCAUGUCCAGAUUUGAUCUUUUCUUCAUACUGGUGGACGAAUGCAAUGAGGUUACGGACUACGCCAUCGCCCGUCGGAUUGUAGAUCUUCACGCCAGGAACGUUGAGUCAGUAGAAAGAGUUUACAGUACUGAUGAAAUCCAGAGAUACAUACUGUUCGCCCGCCAGUUUCAACCAAAGAUAACAUCAGAGGCUCAGGAAUUCGUGGUGGACCAGUACAAGCGUCUGCGGCAGCGGGAUGGUGGAGGAACCACCAAAUCAGCCUGGCGGAUCACUGUGAGGCAGCUGGAGAGCAUGCUACGUCUGUCUGAAGCCAUGGCCAGACUCUACUGCUCAGAUGAGGUCCAGCCCAAACAUGUGAAAGAAGCGUUUAGACUCCUGAACAAGUCCAUAAUUCGCGUUGACUCGCCCGAUAUCAAUUUUGACCAGGAGCAGGAUGACGAUGUGAAUGCAAUGAAUCAAACAUCAGAGGUCUUGCGGUGUAGAAGGAACUUGACUGAUUUCAGUUGUACUUCCACAGAUCAGAAUGACAUGUUUGGUAAAGAGACAGAAGGUCAAAAUGGAGGUGAAGUGAACGGUCAUCCGGUGGAGGCCAUGGACACUGAGCCGGAAAAGCCGGCGGUAACCAAACCUGCUAUCAGAAUGUCAUUUGCAGAGUACAAGAGAGUCUCCAACCUGCUGGUGCUACACAUGCAAAAGAUGGAACAAUUGGAUGAAGAGUCAUCUCUGAAGAAAAGUGAACUCAUUAACUGGUACCUGAAGGAAAUGGAGAGUGAAAUUGAUUCAGAAGCUGAACUCGUCGCUAAGAAGAACCUCAUUGAAAGAGUGCUGUACAGACUCAUCCAUUAUGAUCAUAUCAUCAUAGAGCUGACUAAAACAGGGCUGAAAAAGAUCAGCGAGGAAGGAGAAGAGCCCGUCACGGAGGAGGAUCCGUUUUUGGUGGUGAAUCCCAACUAUGUACUGGAAGACUAGUCAAGCUGGCUUUACCAACCUUGAUCAUUUUUAGUGCUUCUGUAAUCUUAAAUAAUGACUAAUGUAAUAUGCAAUAUUUGAUUAAGUGAAUGAGAACAAAUAAAUAUA
This is a messenger RNA of Pimephales promelas (fathead minnow), 2675 nucleotides long. It is a transcript of the gene mcm6l, whose product is annotated as MCM6 minichromosome maintenance deficient 6, like. Gene Ontology annotation, cellular component: nucleus; MCM complex. Gene Ontology annotation, biological process: DNA replication initiation; double-strand break repair via break-induced replication; mitotic DNA replication. Gene Ontology annotation, molecular function: single-stranded 3'-5' DNA helicase activity; single-stranded DNA binding; ATP binding. Lineage: Eukaryota; Metazoa; Chordata; Actinopteri; Cypriniformes; Leuciscidae. The record is from RefSeq and is a predicted model, not a curated record.